Molecule: messenger RNA, 9298 nt
Organism: Patella vulgata (common limpet)
Lineage: Eukaryota; Metazoa; Mollusca; Gastropoda; Patellidae
Exons: 8
Coding region: 768-5792 (1674 amino acids)
Biological process (GO): G protein-coupled receptor signaling pathway
Cellular component (GO): membrane
Molecular function (GO): adenylate cyclase inhibiting G protein-coupled glutamate receptor activity
Source: RefSeq, a predicted model, not a curated record
CGUGUCGAUUUGAACAGGUUGAUCAGAGCGGAUAUUGGACAUCAUUAACUGUGGACAUCGAUGGACAAGGGUCAGUUGUUGUUGACAAUUGAAACACAACUUAAACUUUAUACGGUGCAGUAUUGACUAUGUUUUGUUUUUCUGUUCAAUAAGCAUUUAGAUCAUUUUCGCUGGGAGGUUUUAAUUGUGCAUCAGUCUCGACUAUAGAACGUCAUGACAAGUGGUGGAGAGGCGAGGGUAUUAGAGUAAAACAGCGGAUUAAUGCUGAACAAUUCAUCGGAUCGUUUGAAAUAUAAAAUCGAACUAAUCAAAGAAAUGGGAUAUUUCUGUCGGUCGUUUGCUUAAGUUAUAAAAAUACAUUUCAAAUUUUCAAGUGAAAGUGGAAUUUGGGAAGAUUAAAUCCAAGUACUUUAUUUUAAUUUAUAACGCGCCAUUGCGGUCGAGACAGGAGUAAAACAUUUGAAGACGGAAAUACCAAAGUUAUAGAAGCCAGUGAAAUUCUUGCUUUAGAAAGACAUUCCUAUGAUUGGAUCUGUUGAUUUAUUUUAUGUGUGUGUUUAUUUUUUUCCCAAAAUCAACGAGACACAUAUUUAAUGGGAAGAACUGAUUUAGUGAUUAAUUUCGAACUAUUUGGAACUUUCUGCCGUUAAAUAAUUCCUGAUUCUGGAUUUAUUUUUAAAAAAAUAUCGACAAAUCUGUGAAAUCAUCUUUAUACUGAUACAGGUUUAACGAAGGCCUAUAGAAUAAUCCCAUGAUGAUACAAUAAAAUGACGUCAUUGAUUUUCUACAAAAUGCCAGGAAUAGUAUUAUAUAUGGUUCUUGCUACCUGUGGCUGUUCCUUUGCCCUCCCUCCUACACCAAUAUUUCAACAAGAUGGUGACAUAGAUAUAGUGUGUUUGUUUGAUAUACACGAACGUCAGAUGGAAGGAAAAUGUCAGGAUUUCAACAAAGGAACAAUGGAAAUGGCCUACACAGCUUUGUGGAAAUGGCAGGAAUUAAAUAAAACAUCGCCGAUUACAUCCAUAGGUUUAAGAGUUUAUGAUUUAUGUGGUUCUGAUAAAAAAGCGAUAGAAAUCUUGAGUGAAUAUAUCAACAACAACAACAGUAGACUAGGAGGUGUGAUUAGCUAUACUGGAAAAGAGCCAACUAACGUCAUUUCUGAGAUGUUACGUCAUCUGUAUGUACCUCACGUAAAGUUUACACCUGACGUCAUGACAAAUAUUGAUGACGUUUUUGACAAUCGAAUGACGGUAUCAUUAGCCUCAGAAAGGAGAGUCGAGGCAGCAGUCGAUGCUUUAGGUGUUUUAAACUGGACGUAUGUGGACGUCAUCACACUCAACAACACAGGGGCCAUUUCUGAACAAGAUUACUUCCUCCAGCUCUUAAAACCUACCAAAGUCUGUGUACACCAUCGUCAGAUUUUAAACCCAGAUUCCCUGGAUACCCUACAGUUGCCUGAAUCCGUGCCUAAAGGAAUUGUAUUAUUUACGGGAGAUGUACUGACACGGCGCAUGUUCACCGACGUCGAUAAAAGUUUCUUCAAUAAAGUUUUAAUCGUUGGUGGCAUCUCAAAUGUAGAUCUAAGUCAAACGUUAUUCAGUAAAGAUUUAAUCAUAUUAGUGGAACAUUUUACAGAAAUUCAGCAACUCUCCGAUUUUAUAGCUCAGCAGCAAUCACGUUUGAAUAAUUCAUCAUAUGGGGCAGACAUGUUUUUAUCCGAUUUCGAAUGUGACGUCAAUAUUACUGCCAGCGUUAAUAUGACGCCAGAGAUGUGCGCUUUACCUUCUAUGACGUCACGUAGUUUGCAUGCUACGUCAGAUUCAGUGUCCACCAUGUUUAAAUCACUUGUAACCUUGGUAACGACAAAUUGUACACGCGAUAUAAAGAGUUGUCUGCCCAUUUCUAUACGGGAUCUAUUACAAUAUCAUCGUAAUGGUGGACAGUCCGAAGAAUGGAAACCAUAUUUAGAAUUGGUAUCAUUAUCAAAUGGCCGAGUUGAAAAGGUUUUUGACACAGCAGCUGAUUUAUCACAGCUUUAUGGUAAUGUGAAAGUUGAAGGUCAUUUACCAGAGGUCAUGUAUACCAGUUAUUGUAAAGAGAAUUGUUUAACGUGUUCAGUUUGUUCGGCUCAAUUUACAUCUAAUGAACAAAUCAUUCUACAACCAGCUGAUAUCUUUAUAGUCGGUACCUUCCCAAUAUACACAUCAACUUCCGUUACUACAUGCGCAACACCCAAUCCACCUGGACUCCAGGCAGCACGCGCAUUCCUGUCGGCCAUUGAUAGUUUUAAAAACAGAUAUAAUGAUACCAUAUCGCUCCAGAACAUAACCAUCGGAGGCGUGGUCUUCGAUUCGUGUUCACAUUCCACAAACCCUGAUGUUCGAGUCACAGAUAUUGAAUCCUGUAUAUACGAUUUUCAAGACGCCUCUGGUUCAAGGGUAAAUCUACCUCCUGUGAGAACUGCAGCGUAUUUUAAUUUUCAUGAGAAUAUUGAUCACGUGACAGUACAAUCGAAUCCCAAACUGUCUACAUCGGUUUCAUCUCUUGGAGUUGGAUUAGAACGCCACAUUUAUAAACAUUAUUCCGACGCACUGACCAAAGUUUUACAUAAAAUCAAAUGGACUUAUUUUAAAAUUAUUCAUUCGACGAAUACGGCAUUGCGACAGUUAGUAAAAGAAUUCAUUACCAGUACCAACAUUGGCGAUUUAUGUAUAGCUGACGUCAUCGAAAUAGGACCUGGCGUUGAUGACUAUUUACCCCAGACGACUCUUUUGAACAAAGAUGGCGUCGGUACUCUUCUGUUUACCACAUCAGACGACACUGCUAAAAUAUUAGAUUCCAUUCAAUCCUUGAAUAACUCCGCCACUAAACAGAAACUGUUCAUAUUCCCCUGGAACAUCCAGGCUUUAAUUGACAUCAAACGACCAGAAUUCCUUGAAAAUGCUCUGCUGCUUAGACCCAAGAAUUGGCCAAUCACCGUCAUCGACGAUACUUUGAACGAUGACGUCAUACCAUGGCUACCGGAUUUCGAUUCCAAGAGCAAUAUUACUUUAAGUAAGGAAAUGGAAUCGUCUGUUAUUGUCGGGGUUGACCUGCUUCUUUCAACCAUCAACGCCGUCUAUCGGGAGCUUUGUACAAAACAAAAUGGCGUCUGUGGAGAGUUUUCUGACUAUCAAGAUUUAAAGCCACGCCUUGAAUCAACGUUUGAGAUGUUGUUAUCUGGAAUGGAGUCGCCGUUUGAGAUCCAUGAUUACAGAAUGGUGGAUGAUCUUCUGGAUACAGUUCAGAUUGGAACGAUCGAUAUCGGAGGGGAGGUAACUCUAGCUUUAUCUCUGGAAAACACUACAAGGCACACUAUGAUAGAUAUAUCAGCUAGUACCUGUACAGCUUGGUGUCCAAAAUGUUACACCUGUAAAGACGGUCAAACAACAAUCAAAGAUCUACUUUAUUUACCUGGAGAUAUCCUAAUUACAGGUAUUCUACCUGUACACGUCACAGGCACGUCAUCGUUUGAAUGUGGGGAGAUGUCAGAAGACACAUUUUUAAGUCAAUCUGUGGAAGCUUUCAUGUACGCGGUGGAAAGUUCCCAGACCCGAUACCCUUAUUUAUUAAAUAACGUAAAAAUAGGGGCUGUUAUCCUCGAUUAUUGUUCCAACCCAUAUAAAGCUAUCCAGAUGGUCGGGAAUUAUGAAAGUUGUGGAAUCCUAUUUAAUGAAACUGGGUCUCUUCCACCGUCACCUCGAACUAAUCUCGGCUACGUUGUUCAUGGUGACAAUCACACAAUGGACCCAGUAGCCGAGUCUAUUAAAGACUUGAACAAACUAGUCGUGACCACAUAUAAAUCACCAACAGAUGCAAGCAUCAUCAGCGGAGACGCGGGAAACGGUCCUAAAAGUGCGGCCAUUGUGGAUUUAUUACUGAAGUUAAACUGGACCUAUAUUUAUUUGGUGACGACGGAUUCUGACGAAUACAAAGGCGCCGCCGAUACGUUUUUAAAGAUAGCGUCUAACCGCGGUGUAUGUGUUGGCAAGAUCUUAGCUCUGGAUAACAGUGUAAAAUCUAUAGUCGAGAUUUCCCAGUAUCUUGAGUCAAGUGCUAAAGCGGUAGUCAUGAUGACGAGUAGGAUGAGUGUGAAGCUGUUCUUUACAUCACGUGACCAGAGAUCAACCGUUAGACCUUGGAUUAUAGAUAUAACUGGUGAUGAUUGGAAUUCGGAUGACUUAACGGAUCUCCAGCUUCCACAGGGUUCAAUACUCAUAGAUAAACAAGGCAAAUCGAACUCUGGAUUUGAAAACUAUAUGUCCAACUUUAAUAUCAAUCUACCGGAAGUGAACGACUGGUGGCGGACAUAUUGGUCGUUCAAAUAUGGCUGCCGUCAACCGGAAGUGGACGGCUCUGAUGAAUCUAAUUGCGAUUUUACUGUUCAACCUUACAUAGAUCGACCAUUUUCACCCCAAGCAGCUAGAAUCAUCCGGUCCGUUGAUGUCGCAUUGCAUGCCAUCCACUCCCAGUACCUUCAGUCAUGUCCCUUGAUGCCUGGCGUGUGUUCUAACUUUGUGAAUUCUGGAAUGUCAUCCAUUCCCUCUAGUGUUGUUGAUGUGUAUUUUCAAGAUGGCGACGAAAGGGUUGAAUUUGUGGAGGAAGGCCAACUUGUUCAGAAAUAUCUGAUAAAAACGCACAGUUCUAAUCAGCAAUUUGAGGUGGGUGUGUGGCGAGAUGGAGUGAUUACUCUACAAGGCUCGUUCUUCAAGUAUUUCCCGUCAUCUUACUGUUGUCAAAACUGCCAGUGUGAAAAUACCAUUCAUUUUACCAAUACCACAGCAGCACCAACAGACAACGGACCAAGAUAUAUUUACUGGAAAACGACAGGGGUGUUUAACGGAAGGUUGUGGGCGACUGUACUUGUCGCAAUCGCAACCACAGGGGCAUUUGUUUCUCUUAUUUUGACCGUUUAUGUUGUCCACAAAGUAUGCAACCGAACGCUAGCUCGGCGGUAUGUGGGUUUGGGGAUUCUGCUUCUAUUGGGGGUCAUGCUUUUAUUUUUAUCGGUCGUGCCGUUCGUAAUUACACCAUCAGAAGCCACGUGUGGGUUGCGCUACGUCAUGCCUGGGUGUGCCUACGCUUUCUCCUUUGCUAUAAUUCUGGUUAAACUAACAUCGUUGAGAGAUUAUCGUCUGCUAGGAUUGGGCGGGGAGGUCUCGAACUUAAAUCAGUAUAUGUUCGUCUUGUUUAUCACGGGCGUACAAGUAGCCAUCGCCGUUCAAUGGUGGACGUUACGGUCGCCGUUAGUCAUUACCAGUACGAGUAACGUGGGCGUUAUUUACGCCUGCGUAUUCGACCAAGCGGAGUUCGUGCUGCAUCAUUCAUACGUCAUGAUGCUGAUCGUCACCAGUGCUGUUUACGCCAUCAGCGUCAGACAGGAGACCAAAAACAUGGGAGAAGCACGAUUGUUGUUAUGGUGCUGUUGGUUGUGUGUGCCUGUGUGGGUAGCCUGGGUCAUCGUCUUCCUGAUACAAGAUCGAGACUAUUCGGAACCUACAGCCUGUGUGGCCAUCGUCUCGUGUGCCACUCUCAUGUUAACGGUCAUCUUCAUCCCUAAAAUACACAUGGUCGCUAAAAUAAAAUACAGCAUUUCCAAGGGCAGUAGCAGCUUCCAUAAUGGCUAUAAACUAGAUGCUGAGUUUCUAUAUGAACGACCCUAUUCCUUGCCCGGUACGCUAACAACUAACUAUUCUACCAUGAAGACUCACCCACGCAGCAUCUCAAACUUUGACGCCUCUCUCAGUUACUGAACCAAAAACAUUUGGAUAGAUAAAACGCCCAGAAUCAUUUAGAUCGAUAAAAAACGACAAAAAAAUCAUAAUCGGCAUUUUCAAGUUUUAUUACGUUGAUUCAGAUCGCGCUGGGGAUGAACUUCCGGUCUAAUCACGUGCCUGUUGUAGUUUCGAUUAGUGUAUUUAUAAGCACGUGACCAUUUAUAUUGUUUUGGGUGUGUAUUAUUUCAUCCAUACCACCAAUAACUGCAUGUCAUAUCUUCGAAUAAUUAGAACUUAGAAAUACAAGAUGAGUGAAUGUGUUUAGGUGGAAGGAAGAGGUAAUUCAUUGUUAUUUAUGGCGACACAUAGAAUAGUUUAUAUAAUAUAGUGGAUCACCGAACUUAGAGUUACUGGUUACUCGACAAACUGGUUUACAAGAUGAGUCAAUGUGUGUAGGUGGAAGGGGGAGGUAAUUCAUUGUUAGAAAAGUUUAUAUAAUAUAGUGAGUGGAUCACUGAACUUGUGAUCAACUGGAUAAUUAGAGUUACCUGGUACGUUGUCAUGGUAACUGGAUAGACUGGCGUAAGGUAAGCGGGGGUUUUUGUGUAGACGAUAUGAUAGACCAAACAACAGGUACUUUUGUAUGUUAAUUAUUCAUCCUAAGGUAAUUAGCAAAAACUUGUAGACGGUGAAUCCCACAGGUGGGUGUUUUGUGAAGAAUUGUGACUAGCCACGGUCAAGGUCGCAACUAACCGACGAUGAGAAGAUAUACGGUAGGGAUGAAAGUAGAAUACUGGUUGCUAUGGAAUACAGAACCUGAUGCGUUGUUGCCAUAGAAAUGUGUUGUGUGCGGAAACAAAUAUGUAGAACACGAGUGUUUACUGUAAAUUCGACCUUUAUCAGUUUCUGUAAAUUCGACCUUUAUCAGUUUCUUGCAUGAAUUUUAAAUCAUAGCUUUUGCUAGGUCUCUCAAGUUAAUGUUUUGCUUCGGAUAUACUGCUUAGGGAAACAAUGACGCCAUUUGCAUGUGAUGACUCUAAUAUAUGUGAUGGCCAUGACGUCAUUAGUAUGUGAUGUAUUCUAAAUGAACGAUGCUAUUUUCUGUGAUAAUUUAAUUAUGUUUUAUGAUAUCAUUAGCAUGUGACGACGUCAUUAGCAUGUGACGACGUCAUUAGCACGUGACGACGUCAUUAGCAUGUGACGAUGUGAUUUGAACGUGAUUAUAAGUAAGUGAUGUUAUGUGAUGAUGGAAUGUGACGAUUGAUGACGUCAUGCAUGUGACAUGAUAUGUGUUUUGUGGAUGAAAGAACGGACACUUGCUACUGUGAUGUCUGUGAUACGUUUAGGCCAGAUUUAAAUUUAUCCGAGCACAAGGUAAAUGUCUUUUUUUAAGUGUGGUAUUUCAUUUAUUAAUAGUUCAUAAUGUUUAUUAUCAAGUCCAGCAAGACAAGAGUAGAUUUAGAGAACGCUAGAAUAAAUAUUAGAUUAAUCCUCUUUUGUGACUGUAUUAGAGUGAAUAUAAAUUAUUCUGUAAUUUUACCUUAAUUAUAAAAUUUUGGAGCUAGGUGUAAAUAUAAAUUAAAUUUUCAAAUGGUUUUAUUUUCACAUCUUGCAGGUAAAGUACACAGAGCCACCUGUCUGAAUUAACGACUCUUUUAAUUAAAAGUUAUAUUAUAAAUAUAUUAAGUCGUAUUUUAAAUAUCUGUAUACAGCUUUGUGCUUGCUUGGCUUAACUUUAGCUUUUUUUUGACCAGUUUUAUUUUGUUUAGCUUGUAAUUUGCUUUUUGUGUAAAUCUAAACUAAAACUGUGGCUCGUGGGUUUAUUUUAUCUUUCAGAGUAUCUGGUACUUGAAGACAGAAAUUGAGACGACGUUUAAUGGUUUGAUUUAAUCGGCACCUGGAAUGUUUAGGCCUACACCCGGAAUGUUUAGGCCUACACCUGGAAUGUUUAGGCCUACACCCGGAAUGUUUAGGCCUACACCUGGAAUGUUUAGGCCUAUACCUAGAAUGUUUAGGCCUAUACCUGGUAUGGGAAAGAGAAGAGAAAUACAAUUACAACAUUUUGAGCUUGGCCUCCAUUUUAAUCAACAGCACGAUAUUAACUUAUUAUCUAUGGGUGACUUGUCUCAUACUUAGCAUAAUAUAUACCAUAUAUAUUGUCCAGGUGAUCAUGAUGUAGGUAGUUUUAAAAGUUAUAUACUAAAGUCAAUAUCCCAAUAAGCCAUAGAACAAUAAAGGCUGUGUUCAGUCACCGCCAUCUUCCCACCCCCGGUAAAAUUAAUCUAAGAAUCUUUUGAUCAAAAAGUUCUAGUUAUAAAUUUCUAAAAAAAAAUAAUAAUAAUAAAAAAACAACCUGUGAAGGAGAAGGGACGUUUUGCGGUGAGUUAUUGUCGAGAAGGUCACAGUUUAGAAGAUUUCCGAUUAUAAAUUGUACCCUUUCUGAUUUGUCUCCAGACCCCUACCUUAAUAAAAAUCAAGAGAUCGAACGAAUUGUACCCUUUUUAUUGUUUAUUCAGCAUUUAUCAGUUAGCUCAGAACAGUAGGACGUUAAACCUCAUUUCAUUUGUAUUAUUUUUAUUUAUGUAUAAAAUAACGUUAUUAUUCGCGUCGCUGUGCCUUUAAAUAGAGUUACUUCCCUUGAAUCACAGUCAUCUUCAAUAACAGCAUUUGUCAUUCGUACGGGACGACAACCGAGGUCUCGUGUACGUAAAAGAUCACAUGUCAGUUUUAAUUCGAUGAUGACUAGGCGGAGACGGCGCUGUCUGGGCAAAAUGUUCACCACAGCAUACUGCAUGACGUAGCCUGUGACCGUUUUCAUUAUCCCGAUCGGUUCAGAAAACUAGAAUGUUAAACUCUAUUUCAUUUCAUUUUAUUUAUUCACAAAACACAGGAAUAUAUUCAGUAAAUAGAUGUACUAACACACGAUUCAUCACGUGGGCAUUCUCCGUAAUCAUAGUAAAUACGUACUGAUGACGUAGUAAGGUGCGCAUUAUUGUGCACGUAAAUGACACUCGGCAAACCUCGGCAGAUUCCAGUACACCACAUCUAACCUCGACUGUAUGACGAAGUCCGCCAUUGAAACUACUUUCAAGUUCCCGAACUACCAACGGCGUUGCCAUGGACGACGCCUUUGAAGAAUGUUUAUCAUAUUUCAAAGUCUAAAGCGGUUUUUCUUUCAAGUUUAUCCGAUUUUCUUCAAACAAGGACAACUUUGCACUAAAAAUUCUACACACGCUUCGAACGACGCAAUUUUAAUAACUUAUUUUUUGAAAGCGGCAAGCUUUACUAAUAAGUAAACCGGUGCCGCAUCGCAAUUGUAUAGGCGUAGGUACAUAUCACUUACCGUCAUACAGCCGAGGCUAGAUGUAGAGUAUCGGAACCUGCCGAGGUUUGCCGAGUGCAUUUUAUAUAUGGUACACGUAUAUAGAUAAAGAUUUUGUUAUAGUUUUUGUGAGUAUGUAAAUAAUGUGUAAAUAAGAUAAUUUAUACUGACUUGUAUAUAAACAUAUGUAAUAUAUAUAAUUUUAUAUAAAUACACGGAU